Messenger RNA from Paramecium pentaurelia, 2098 nucleotides. The record is from the annotation of a GenBank genome assembly. Lineage: Eukaryota; Ciliophora; Oligohymenophorea; Peniculida; Parameciidae.
AUGUUUUAGUUUAUAUUUUCAUUCCUAAUGUUGGCUUGUGUUAAUGGGAACUCAGUAUUGAACUAUAAAUUGAGCGAAGGAUCAAAACGUAAAUUAUAGGAGAGUAAACCAAAUAUUACUUCUUUAUCAUGGGAACCAUUAAGGAUUCAUUAUGAAUUUUUGGAUCCUUCUUACGAUGCUGAAUCACUAAAAUUUUUAAAAACAGUUCUAGAUAUCACAAGCACUUUCUUUUAAAAACAUUUAUUAAUAAGAAGAUCAAGUUAAAAGAUUACUUAUAAAAGUAGUUAUCCAAAAUCAAUUUUUGGAUUCACUAUAAGUGAAGAAUUGUAAUAGAAAGAAUAUGAUGCAGAUUUAGUAUAAUAUAUUAUUUGAAUAUAGGUUUUAUUUAUCAAUGCUGAGAAUACAGAUAAAGAAACCUAUUUAGCAUAUUGUGGUCCUGCAAUUUUUGAUGAAAUAACGUUAAGACCGAUUAUUGCUUUAGUUUCUUGGAAUUUAAAUUAUUCAAAAUUAUCAGAAAUGACUAAUUCAUUAUUUGAAAAUAAUGUUGAAACUGCAGUUCAUGAAGUCAUUCAUGGAUUAGGUUUUGUGGAUGAUUUCUUUUCUAGUUAUUAUGAUUCAGUCACAGGAGAAAGUUAUAAUUCAUCAAAUAGUUAUACUGUUUCAAAAGUGAUUUACUUAUCAACACCAAGAGUAACUAAUUUUAUUCAAUAUCAUUUUAAUUGCACUACAUUAAAAGGAUUAUAGAUGGAAAACAAUGGAGGAUCAGGAACUUAAGGAUCUCAUUUUGAGAGAAAUCUCUAUUAUAAUGAAAUAAUGACAGGUUCAGAUAUGACUGGAAACUUUUUAAUUACAGAUUUUACAUUUUAAUUAUUUUAAGACACAGGGUAAAAUUAAUAAUUAUUAUAAAAGAUUCUAUCGAAUAGCUGAUUAUUCACCAGAUUAACCAUUAUGGGGAAAAAAUAAAGGAUGUGAAUUUGCAAAUCUAUAAUGUUAAGGAGGCAAUUAUUCUGAAUUCUGUGUAGGAGAUUCAACUAAAGGCUGUUCCUUUUAUAAAUCAGGGGUUUCCAAAUGUAUUUCUGAAUAAUUAUCAGGAUCAUGCAAAUAUUUUUAUAUCUAUUCAAAUUAUGAUUGUAGAGAUCCUGAUAAUAUUGAAUCUUGGUAAUCAUCAGAUUUAAUUUAACAUUUUGGUUCUGAUAGUAUGUGUGUGUCUGGAUCAGUCUCAAAAAAAUAAACAUAUUCAGAUUACACUUGCAUAUAAUAUAAAUGUGAUGUAAAAAAUAAAUUAUCGUUGGUUGUUGAUGGAUAGGAAUUUGAUUGUUCUAAUACAGAAACCAUAAAGCUUCCUGAAUCAUAUUAUGGUAAUUUAAAAUGCCCUUCAAAUCCUGAAGAAUUUUGUUAAAAUUUAGAUGAAUGUCCAAAUUCAUGUAGUUCAAAAGGUUUUUGUAUGAAUAAAGAAGUAUUAUAUAAUUAAUAUAUUAUAGUGCAUUUGUAUGUCAGGAUAUUCAUCAAAGGAUUGCAGUGUAAAAUGCACUAAUUAUAGAUACAAAGGUAGUUGCUUAGAAAAAUGUCCAGAUUCUACUUAUGUAUUUGAAAAUAUUAAAUAUUGUGUUGGAUGUCCAAGUGUAAUAAUUAUUUAUGUAAAUUUUAGAAUUGUUUAACAUGUUAAAAUUAUAAUAAAUGUACAUCAUGUAAAGCAGGUUAUGUAUUGAGAGGAGGUUUUUGUGAUAAUUAUAAAUUAACUGAGUUACUUACAGUAAAUUUGUCAAAUUCAACUUCAAAUUCAAAUAAUACUAAUUCUAAUACUACAAUCACUGAUACUAAUUCUACUAAUACAAACAAUAAUAGUUCCUCAAAUUCAUCAACCAAUUCUACAGAUACAUCAAAUAACUCAACAGAUAUAUCAACUAAUUCUACAGAUACAUAAACUAAUUCAACAGAUACAUAAACUAAUUCAACAGAUACAAAUUAAUCUUUAAAUUCAACAGACACUAAUUAAUCUACAAAUUCUACUGAUUCUGGAGAUUCUAAAAUUAAUACUGUAACUAAGGAAGAUUUAAUAUAUCUAAUAAAUACAUUUUUGUUAACAUUAUAUGUGUGA